CAAGCACUGACUUGAAGGUGCUGAACAUCGCCAAACAAAAUAACCUAGGCUAACCUAGAUAGCUGACCAUAUACACUUGCCAGCAAUGAAGAACGAAUAUAAUUGUUUAUUUCAAACAAAUUACCUUCGUUCACUUAAAAAUAAGUUUGCGAUUCAUAUGUUGCAAACUAUUUAACGAAUUUUAUGUUGUAGUGGAUGUGGAGCUAGCAAAGAGCACAGAAACACUGGAGCCACGUUUAGCUUUUUAGGCAACUUAGCCUGCUAGCAUAGCCACUUUGUCAGCCCAGAAGGACGGAAUAGUUUUAUCUGGCGUUUUUUAACCAUCAAAAUCGUGGAAAAUGCAAAAUCAGUCUAGAAGUCAACCUUGGGGGAAGCUGAUAAGUUUGGACCGAAGUUGUGAGUCCGAAGUAUUACUGGUCAACCGAGAAUGCACCAUCGGGCGAAGGAAGGGCUGUGAUUUGUCUUUUCCUGCAAACAAACUGGUCUCAGGGGACCACUGUAAAAUUGUGCAGGAUGAGCAGUCAGGGAAGGUUUGGCUUGAGGAUAUGAGUACAAAUGGUACGGUGAUCAACAUGUCGAAGUUAGUGAAGAAACAAAUGCACCUCCUGCAGAACGGAGACGUGAUCUACUUUGUGUACAGGAAAAAUGAACCAGAGCAAAACAUCGCAUACAUUUUUCAGUCCAUGAGGCCUCCUCAAGCACCCUCUCAAAAUGCAGACAGUGGGAAGCCAGUAGAGCCCAGACAGGAGAGGAGAGCCGAGAGCACCCCGGAGCCCCCAGCAGUGGCAGCCUCUCCUCAGCCUCCUGCCCCGCAGCAGCUGGCCCUGGAGGAGCCCCAGCCCUCCACCUCCACCUCUCACUUGUACUGCCUCUCCCCCUCCACUGCCUCAGCACCCCAGGCUUCUGCCUCAGGUCCAGGUGAGGCUGCUUGUUUACACGCUCUCGGUGGCGAGUCCUCCUCCACCACCCCCUCCUCCUCCUCCCAGAGUCCUGCUGCUGCGGCUGGACUGCUCUACGCUGGGGGCCCCCAGACCCACGCCAGGCCACUCACCCUGCGGGAGAUGCUGCGCAGCCGUGAGGCCAGCCCCUGCUCCGCGGGGGAGGGAGAGAGCCUGGAGCCCGAGAGGAAGAAGAGGAAAACGGGCGCAGAUGGUGGAGAGAACUUGUGUCUAGCGCCCUCUGGCUGCGGUGAGACGGCAGCGCUGCAGAGGCAGCCUCAGGUGGCGGAGCUGCCGAGGAAGGAGAGAGCCGGUGGGGCCAAAACGGACAAGAUGGAGGAGUCGCUCACGUGCAUCAUCUGUCAGGACCUGCUGCAUGACUGUGUGAGUCUCCAGCCCUGUAUGCACACGUUCUGCGCGGCCUGCUACUCUGGCUGGAUGGAGCGCUCCUCCCUCUGCCCCACCUGCCGCUGCCCUGUGGAGAGGAUCCGCAAGAACCACAUCCUCAACAACCUGGUGGAGGCCUACUUGCAGCAGCACCCAGAGAAGUGCCGCAGCGAGGAGGAUUUGCGUAGCAUGGACCUGCGCAACAAGAUCACUCAGGACAUGCUGCAGCCAAAGAUCGAGCGCUCGUUCUCCGAUGAGGAGGGCAGCUCCGACUACCUGUUUGAGCUCUCCGACAACGACAGCGACACCAGCGACAUGAGUCAGCCGUUCCUGACUUGUCGCCAGUGUCCAGGCUACAGGAAGGACAUGAGCCAGGCGUCGUGGAUCGCUGGGCCUCCUCCAGACGAGGGGCCCGGGAAGCCCCCGGGAGAGGGACCCUCCACGUCUGCAGAGGCCUCCCCAGCCACCACAGGGCCGGAGUUCCAUUGCCCUCCCCAGGGCCCCCACGUCAUCUGCACCUGCUGCCUUCAGCCAAUGCCGGACCGCCGUGGCGAGCUCACCGCCCAGCAGAUGUCUUCCCAGCAGUGUAUGGUGUGCCAGCGGCCGUUCUGCCACAUGUACUGGGGCUGCCAGCGCUUCGGCUGUCAGGGCUGCCUAGCACGCUUCAGCGAGCUCAACCUCACAGACAAAUGCCUCGACGGGGUGCUGAACAGCAACAAUUACGAGUCUGAAAUCUUGCAGAAUUAUCUGUCCUCGAGAGGGAUGUCGUGGAAGGAGAUGCUGCAGGACGGCCUGCAGGCGGCACAGCGAGGGGUCUUCCAUCUGUCCGAUUGCCGCAUCAACGCUAGCGCUGUGUUGUGCUACUGCUGUGGUCUGCGAGCCUUCAAGGAGCUGGCCUACAAAUACAGGGAGAGCGUCCCUGCCUCUGAGCUUCCAGCUACUGUGACGUCACGGCCAGACUGUUACUGGGGACGCAACUGCCGCACUCAAGUCAAAGCACACCAUGCCAUGAAAUUCAAUCACAUAUGUGAACAGACACGAUUUAAGAACUGAUGUGUACCUGUGAUGGUGUCCAUUCCACUGAAGAGAGAAAAUGCCCUUGGCUGCCAAGCAGCCCCACGGACUGUGUGAAAAAUGAACAUGAUCCGGUGAAACUCAUAUCACCAAACCCACACACUUCAGAUGCUGGACGCUUUAUCCCGGAGAGGACAUCUUUGUUUUUUAUUAAUUCACUCUAAGUACUCCACAGUACUUUACCACAUUGCUUGCUUGUGAAUCACUGUACUUCUUCUUUUUUUUUCCUUUUUUUUUUUGGUCUUGUUAUGUUAAGUAUGUCUUUUGGUCAUGUGGACUUUUUGGGGAAGCAGCAGUUAGACCAGGAGUAGCACUUUGGAAGGCAAGCAAGCACAGAGCCUGCCAAAAUAGGCCAGCCACUCAUUUCAUUCCGCACAAGCUUCAGUGCUUAGUUUUUCUAUGCGUGACUCACAUUUAAGGGCCUAUAUCUUACAUUAGCGGAGAUAGCAAUCAAAUCAAUCUGUGUGUGCGUGGUCUGUUAUAGCGGAAGGGACUUGGUGGAGAGUGGUCAGAUACUGCCUUGCUUCUUUUUAGAUGACUAUAUACUGUAUAUGUAUAAGUAGAUCCAGGCAGUUAUUAGUCUCUUAAACAGUGUAGUGCCUACCCCUGCACACGUAUGUUAGUAUACACAGAGGAGACUGUAGGCUGUAUGUGCCUAGAGGCCAUAGCGAUCUCAGUUAGCCAAUGGUUUUGGAACAGAACAGGGGUGGCCCUGACUGUGUGGCUUGCCAGGUCAGAGCCAGAUCCGUUCCGGAACCUUGCUAGGAUGUUUUUUUUUUUUUUUUUAAUUAUUAUUAUUAUUAUUAUUAUUAUAAUUAUUAGUUUUGAUUUCUUUUGUAAAGUGCUUUUUGCUAGCUUUUUAGAUCUUCCAGCAACUUCUUCUCUUCAUCUGCUGUAGCGCAUGUAGUGUUUCUUUGGAAAUGCCAUCUACUGGUGACUGCAUGUUAUGAGUGGCUCCAGUCGCUCUUGGAGGACUAUAUGGUCAACUGCACAGGUGUGUUGCCAACAGGUUUCUUAUGCAUCUUUCGAAGGUUAUUUGUGGUCAAGGUGUACCACACACAGAAAAAGGAAAAAAAAAACAAAUGCACUAUUAUUGCACCGUUUUUAACUUCGUUGCUGCUUCCAUCUAAUCUGCUUACUUUGGGAGGACAAUGCAAUUCUGUAUUUAUUUUGUCGUAGGUUAGUUUAGACAACUAAAAAGAAAAGAAAUUAAAAAAAAAUGAAAAUUAGGGGGGAAAAAAUCUAUUUGUAGAACAGGCAACUGUUUUUUUGUUUUUGUUUUUGUUUUUGUUUUUGUUUUUGUUUGGUGAAACGCAUAGAGGUGAGAAGCCUUGUGAGCCUAGAGCUGUACAGAGCAGGGCUUAGUGGGAGUUCAUGUGAUAGUUGUAUAGGAUUACACCUUCUACUCUGUGAGGGGAUAAGAGUAAUGUGUUGAAACUGUGUAGUUUUAUCCAAGGCCACGGCCGCUCCGUUGUAUGCUUUGCUCGAGAUAAUCAACUCUAAGCUGAUUAAUGCCGUGCAUUACGGACGCUUACUCCGACCCGAUGGUAAUGGCCAGCGUUGGCUCUGGGUCGCGUAGAAGGCACAAUGGUCGUCCAUAGGAGAGGGGAGGGGGGGGAUUCCUUCUCUCUGUUUUUUCGUAUAGGCUCAUAGUGUUGUUUAAGCUCACACACAUAAGUCAACCUCACUCCGACACGGAGGGCAACCUAAUCAGGUGGCUAAUGGAGUGCGCAGGCAUGACUGAGGUCAAAUGUCCUGUGGGAAAAGUUCACUCGAGACGACGUUUCCGGAUAUCUAAUGUGCCAGUGCGUAUGGCGGCUACUACUACACACAAAUAUUAUUGUGGAUUGUGAAUGGUCGGACGUAUUUGUGUUUCGAUCUUCGAAGUUCAAACACAUUGUUUCGGUGCUCUUAAGUGUGCUUGAGGGAAUAGAAGAGUGACCGUUUUUAUAACUCUGGACGAUGUAUUCUACCCUUUUUAAAUAAGUAAUGAAUCAGUGGUGGCUGAGUCGGAAUGCCUCUGGCACUCCAGUACUAUGGCUUGAGCCCGUCACCAUGUUUGUCAUUUAUAUAUGGCCUUAGGGUUGAUUUUUCACUUCUCCAGAUAUUGGACCAGGGGGUUCAGUAUGCAAUAUAUUACACUGUCAUGUUAUUCUAUAUACUUUUUCCCAACUUGUUGCAAUGACUUGUUUUGUAGAUGUGAAUUUAUUGUAGUAUUAUUUCCUAAUUGGGAAUGUAGGUAGUUUCCCCCCCUCCCCCCCGCCCCUAAAUACAAGUGUUUACAUAUAACAUUUGAUCAGUUGUGGGGUAGUCACCCUAGAUUUGCCUCUUUUGCAAGGGUGAAAGUUUGCUGUUUUUGUAGUUUGCCCACAACAAACAGAGUUUGGAACUGGUUUUGAUCCCCCCCCCCCCCCCCCCCCCCCCCUUUUCAAUCAGUAUUGCACAACAGCUUAUUUUGAUCCAGGGACAUUGACCCCCUCGAGUGCAAUACGUACAGUUAAGUGCAUCUUCCAGACUUGCCAAUCACUGAACAGCUAUCAGUGUGUGACUGUGUGUGUGUGUGUGUGUGUGUGUGUGUGUGUGUGUGUGUGUAUGUGUGUCUGAGUGCGUGAGUGAAUACGUGUGUGACGGUGUGCGUGCAUGUGCAGAGCCCUUGCCCCGGAACCCGCCCGCUGACGUCCAGAGGGCGGACGAGGGCAGUUGUGGGUUUCCUGGUUUGUAGGCUCACACUAGCAUUCCUGAGCGGCUCAAGACCCUGAGACGAGCCCCGGGCCAAUCCCCCCCCCCCCCACCCCACCAACCCCUUUGCCCAGCGCCACUGCUGCGUUUUAAUUGUAUCCAAGCAGAGGACCUCUGCACCCUAAAGCCAACAACAGUGCAAGCCGCUGAUCAGGAGUGGGUGGUAGGCCGCUUUGCCAUUUUUUUUUUUUUUUCUCAAAGGAAAACAUUGUACUCCAGGGGCAAAUAUUUACUCACUUUUGUGAGAAAGUCUGGAAAGCGCCAUACAGUUCGGAGCACAUAAGAGGGGGGUAGUUGAAUUCUACCUCAUCAAGGCUUACUACAAGUUCAAAAGGAGAACAAUCCCGUCUGUACAUUAUGUUCAGCAGGUUUCUUUCUUUUUUUUUUUUGAGUAGCCAAGGACCAUAGGGGGCAUUUAGAGUAGCACUGUUAAAGUUGAAUGCCUUUGACAGCUUUCAGUGCCUCCUGUGCAUUAGCAAUGCUAAAAAAAAAAAAAAAAUGUAACGUCAGGUAGAAUCAUUCUAACAAGAAAGUUAUUUUCUGUUUACUGCACUAAUAAACCCUUGCAUUGA
Sardina pilchardus (European sardine) is the source of this 5710-nucleotide messenger RNA. RefSeq names its product checkpoint with forkhead and ring finger domains, E3 ubiquitin protein ligase (gene chfr). NCBI's taxonomy places the organism in Eukaryota, Metazoa, Chordata, Actinopteri, Clupeiformes, Clupeidae. The coding region runs from base 339 to 2378 and encodes 679 amino acids. Gene Ontology annotation, cellular component: nucleus. Gene Ontology annotation, molecular function: protein binding; ubiquitin-protein transferase activity. Gene Ontology annotation, biological process: ubiquitin-dependent protein catabolic process; mitotic cell cycle checkpoint signaling; protein ubiquitination. The transcript has 18 exons. The record is from RefSeq and is a predicted model, not a curated record.